UUGCACGGCGCACAGAGAAAAUAGUCCGCGCUCGAAGAGACACGACGAUCGCUUCGAGAAACGUGACACUCGUGACAGUAGUUUUGCAACGUUUACGCGAUCCCGAAUCAAAGUUUUAAAGCUAAUUGAUAGAAGUUGCACGUCGAGCGUACAUAUUGUCUCUGUUUAAGGAAGAAAAUAUUCAUCUCUACGAUAGCAAAGGGCGCGGGUAUCACUGCGCUGCACGUUGUGGAAGGAAGCAGAAAUCGAGUAACUAGCAGGAAGUGGGUAGAAGGGGGGUACGUCGUUGAGCUAGUUGAUUUGGUGGUGGCUACAUGUGGCUGUCCGCCGGUCACGACACGGAGACAUUUCUUAUCUGGGCAUAAAAAUUACAUUUUCCAAGGAUAAUCGAUCGCCGAAAGAAGCUGAAAUCAUGCAGAUGGACCCAACGACGGUGCAACUGAUCCAGGUCCUCGAAAGGACCGUGUCGUCAGAUAAAAAUGAGCUGGAGGCAGCUCAGAAUUUUUUGGAACAGGCAGCACAAACUAAUUUUCAUGAGUUCUUGCAAAGACUCAGCGGCGUGCUGGUUACUGCCGCUGCAAGCUCAGUUGCCCGUAUGGCAGCAGGUCUUCAGCUCAAGAAUCAACUUACAUCCAAAGAUGUCCAAUUGAAAUAUCAAUAUCAACAACGCUGGCUUCAAAUUCCUGUAGAAACUAGGGAAUUUAUUAAGAAAAAUAUUUUUGGAGCACUUGGAACAGAAAACAAUAGGCCAAGUUCUGCAGCACAGUGUGUUGCAUAUGUUGCUGUUACUGAAUUACCUGUUGGCGAAUGGACCAACAUUAUUCAGUUGCUAGUCAACAAUGUUGUUAACGCAAACAGUACUGAAAUAAUGAAAGAGGCGACGCUAGAAGCCAUUGGUUACAUUUGUCAAGAUAUAGAAAGCGACGUUUUGGUACCUCAGUCUAAUCACAUUCUCACUGCUAUUAUUCAUGGCAUGAAAGGAUCUAGUACUUCGCAUCACGUUCGGCUUGCUGCUACUAGUGCACUCUACAACUCCUUAGAAUUUACCAAAGGAAAUUUCGAAAUAGAGUCAGAGAGAAACUUCAUCAUGGAGGUGGUGUGCGAAGCAACGCAAUCUGUAAAUACGCAAGUUAAAGUAGCUGCUUUACAGUGUCUUGUGAAAAUUAUGUCCUUGUACUAUCAGUAUAUGGAGCCGUAUAUGGCUCCAGCGCUAUUUCCUAUUACUUUAGAAGCCAUGAAAUCAGAUAUCGACGAAGUUGCACUUCAAGGAAUUGAAUUCUGGUCGAACGUAUCGGAAGAGGAAGUCGAUCUAUCCAUGGAGGAAGGUGAAGCUUCCGACGGUGGUCGACCACCGGUUAAAGUAUCGAGGCAUUAUGCAAAGGGAGCUUUGCAAUUUUUGGUACCUGUUCUAAUGAAAAAACUCACAAAGCAAGAAGAAUUCGAUAACGAAGACGAUUGGAAUCCUUCGAAAGCCGCAGGGGUGUGUUUGAUGUUAUUGUCUUCUUGUUGCGAGGAGGCCAUUUUCCCAUACGUUCUUCCUUUCGUCAAGGACAAUAUCAAAAGUCCCGACUGGAGGUUUCGAGACGCUGCCUUGAUGGCUUUUGGUUCGAUUCUCGGAGGAUUAGAUCCUGGCUCCGUUAAACCAUUAAUAGAGCAAGCUAUGCCAACGUUGAUAGAAUUAAUGUACGAUACCAGCGUCGCGGUAAGGGACACGGCUGCUUGGACGUUCGGUCGUAUUUGCGAGAUCAUACCGGAAGCUGCGAUCAACGACACGUACUUGAAACCAUUAUUAGAAGCCUUGAUAAACGGUUUGAAGGCAGAGCCUCGCGUCGCGGCGAACGUUUGUUGGGCGUUUACAGGGCUCGCGGAAGCCAGCUACGAGUCCGCACAGACAGACGAGGAUGGACAACAGCCCGAUACCUACUGCAUGUCUCCGUACUUCGAUUUCAUUAUUCAGAGAUUGUUAGAAACGACGGAUCGCGCGGACGGAAGUCAGGCCAACUUGCGAUCAGCCGCGUACGAGGCUUUAAUGGAGAUGGUCAAGAAUUCUCCGCGAGAUUGUUACGUGACGGUGCAAAAAACUACGAUGGUGAUCCUAGAGAGGUUGCAGCACGUACAGCAAAUGGAAACACACAUCCAAACUCACACGGAUCGUGCUCAAUACAACGACCUUCAAUCGUUGCUCUGCGCCACCUUGCAAUCCGUACUGCGUAAAGUUACACCGGAAGAUGCGCCACAGAUUUCCGACGUGAUCAUGACCGCGCUCUUGUCCAUGUUCAAUUCCAACUCCUGCAAAGAGGGUGUACAGGAGGACGCGCUCAUGGCUGUUUCGACCUUGGUCGAAGUGCUGGGAGAAGGUUUCCUGAAGUACAUGGACGCGUUUAAACCGUACCUCUGUUUGGGCUUGAAAAAUCACGCUGAAUACCAGGUUUGUUGCGCCGCCGUGGGUCUGACCGGCGACAUUUGCCGCGUCUUGAGGAACAAGAUGCUACCUUAUUGCGACGAGAUCAUGACCCUGUUACUGGAGAACCUUGGUAACAACACGGUUCAUCGUUCGGUGAAGCCUCAGAUCUUCUCCGUCUUCGGCGAUGUCGCUCUAAGCAUCGGUCCUGAAUUCAAAAAGUAUCUGGACGUAGUGCUGCAGACAUUGGCGCAAGCCUCUCAGGCGAACGUCGAUAGGACUGACUACGACAUGAUCGAUUAUCUGAACGAAUUACGGGAGGGUGUUUUGGAGGCUUACACCGGUAUCGUGCAAGGAUUACGCGGCGACAUGUCGAAUGCUUGCCCGGAUGCUGCGAUCGCUCUCGUUGAACCCCACGUGCCCUUUAUCAUUCAAUUCAUCACGUCGAUAGCACAGGAUCGGGAACAUUCUGAAGGCAACAUAUCGGCCUCGGUAGGCUUGCUCGGCGACUUGGUCACCGUAUUCGGGGCGAAAUUAUUGCCAAUGGUAGAGACUGAACCGCUCACCGAGUUGCUAACCAAGGCCAGACGAUCGCGCACUCAAAAGACUAAAACUUUGGCCAACUGGGCAACCAAAGAGAUUCGAAAGCUCAAGAGUGCUGCCAACUCAACGUCCAGUUGAUCACCCCACGGUUGUACUGUCGUGCAAUUUGAUUUGACUAGAAAGCUAUCGAACACAAUGCAAAGACAACAAGAUUGGAUGGUGCGGAUGCGAGUUGAUGGAUGUGCGUGAGUUCCAAAAGCGAUGACGAUGAUGAUGGGGUGAUGAGUCUGCACGUGUCCCUGCUCUGGCGACGGUAUUCGAGUACCGACACGUCGAGCGCAGCCCAAUUGGUCGAGACUCAAACAAAAAAACAAAAACAGAAUACAAAAAAAAAAAAGAUAAAAUAAAAGAACAAACGAAAGAAUACCUGUCUGCCGGAUGUCUGCCGACAACUGAUGGUGAGGAGUGCAAGUGGAUUGUUGCCGAUGAAUGAGCCAAGGCCGAAGCCUGCCUGCCGAGAUGAUGUUCCGGUGAUGCAAGUAUGCCUGAUAACGAGCCUGGGGCUUCUACCCGCGUGAUUGAGAAGUUGAACCUGAGGAAAGGACGACUUCGAUGGACAAUGAUCGUGGCCAGUGAGAAAGAAAACGAGAGAAAGGGAGACAGAUGAAUGAGAAAGAAGAUUAAAAUGUGAUAGAGAAAUUAAGUGAGAGAAAGAGAGAGAGAGAGUGAGAGAGAAAGAGAGACUGUACAAUUAAUAGUGUAUGAGAGUAAUUGAUCGAGAGAAUGAAAUUUUUUCCUAUACGUAUGCGUGUGAUAGUCGUAUAUAUUAUUAAAUAAAACGCCAUCGAACGAACGAUUGUGCAUCGUCUCGCAGAAAGUACAUUUAUUACGCGUACUCGUUGUAAAGCUCGAGCUUUUUUUUUUCCUCCAAACUGUAGCUUAUCAACGAAUCGUGUACUAUCAUUUCGAUUCCUCGCUGAAACGAUCAUCAUCCGCUCGAUAGAUGAGAAUCGGAGCGUCAUCGUGUCGUAUGUUUGCUGGCGUGAUUCGCAGUUAACGAGCGAAAUAAAUGAUCGUGAAAAUAUGAUGAUUGCUAUCCGAUGCAGCGAAAUGUUGCGUGAUUGCGUCUAGACUAACAGAAAGCGAGGGAGUGAAAGAGAAAAGAGGAACGUGAUGAACGUUGAAUGAUUGUAAAGAAGAAAAGAGAAGAUUUAAUAAACGAAACUAAAAGGUCGGAAAGAUUCGAAAUACUGGUGACCCCCUGGUCCCCGAUCAUGCUGCGCGAGAAUCCAAACGAUCAGUUGUAGUAUGAUGAUGCGUAUGUUAUUUUUUUUUUCCCCCCGUAUGUGAAUGUCUGUUGCUGUUGAUAAUUCAUUAAAAUUAAUAUUUUGCUGGCAUAA
This is a messenger RNA of Osmia bicornis bicornis, 4344 nucleotides long. RefSeq names its product importin subunit beta-1 (gene Fs(2)Ket). Bases 413 to 3082 code for a protein of 889 amino acids. Gene Ontology annotation, cellular component: nucleus; cytoplasm. Gene Ontology annotation, molecular function: small GTPase binding; nuclear import signal receptor activity. Gene Ontology annotation, biological process: protein import into nucleus. The transcript has 6 exons. NCBI's taxonomy places the organism in Eukaryota, Metazoa, Arthropoda, Insecta, Hymenoptera, Megachilidae. The record is from RefSeq and is a predicted model, not a curated record.